Messenger RNA from Linum trigynum, 4999 nucleotides. Lineage: Eukaryota; Viridiplantae; Streptophyta; Magnoliopsida; Malpighiales; Linaceae. The record is from the annotation of a GenBank genome assembly.
AGCUCUAGCUCUAACUCCUCGCUGCGCUCCCCACGAUCUCGUCCACUCUGGAGCGGUCUCCCGCCUCGCCUCUUCUCGUAAUCCUCCUCUGCUAACCCUUCCGCGAUCUGGUGAGUGAGAAGGGGUCCGUCUGGUCGUUACUUCCUAAGGUCUUUGCCCUAAGAACCUCCUUACUAAACACAUUAUUCGGGUUCUUGACUUAGAUAAAAGCCGUUCUCGCUUUCAUCCUUUAUACUUUGUUAUCAAACAAUCUAUAAUAGGCUCUACUACUAUCUUAUCUUUAGAAUUUCCUUACAAACAUACAAAGCACAAUGCGUUCUUCCACCUUAAAUAGGCGGUGGGAUGCCUCACACACAUAAUCGCAAAUAACUCAAAAAUUUACUAAAUAAUAACUUGAAAUGAAAAGCAUAAACUAAAAGAGCUCGACAGAGAUUUUACCCCUUUACACUCACCUCAUCGAUUAAGUCGCCAUUACGAAUAGGGUAAGCAUGCACCAAUCUCGACGUGAAGCUAAUGAACCUUGGCCCCCUCCUCAUUCUUCUAUGCCAGCUCAACAACCACGCAGCAGAACAAACCAUAUAGCUCCUCCAAUUCUUCAUGCAUAACCCUCCAGUUCGUUCAUCAUGCAUGGAAUAAAAACCACCAACAAAGCCUCGUUUACUAAUGGAUCCGCCCUUCAAUCAAUAACAUGUGGACUAUUACUUUAUUAGAUGCCCACGUAAUCUCACCCUUCCUUGCUCCAUCACACGAACCAUAUCCAUGCAUGAAUCUCAUGUUCACUUCUUCUUUCCACGUGCACAAUAAAACACCAUCAUCAACUACGGCGAUCUCCCUUUCUUAAACCUUGUCCAUCUUUGUGCGUAUUUAAAGGAAUGAAAGGCACUUCAUGGUAGUUGUCAAACCUCUCCUGCAGAGCUGCCUUAUGUUGGGGUCGAUGCAAUUGUCCGAUCUGUCCCGGCGAUCGAUGACCAUGCUCCCAAGGGACCUCUCACCCCGCCUUGAUCGGGAAGUCACGUACAAUACCUCGGCAUCCCAUCUCUCUUUUGAUCAAAGCCAGCGAUCUCAAUUCUCUUUUCCUCACAAUUGAGGGCUCAUCUCCUCCUAUUGAAUUGUGACUCGGUGGCGGUUGCUUCUCCCAAUCAUCACCGCUGCUUUUGGUGCGAGCGGACAACGUUUUCUACGCAGUGCAGCUUGGCCAGAGCGGAUGGGGAAUUAAACUUGAGGGCUUUAUUAGUUUAAGGCUGUAUAUAUGUGGUCUAGGCGAGGCCGAUUGAGAGGUAGGGUUUAAUUGCAUAGGGUUAUUUUAGGAAUUUUAAAAUUACGGGUCAGUUUAAUCCGAAACUCAGUUAACAUCCGUAACUUCCUCAUUUUAUAUCGAAACUCGACAUCGUUUGAACCAAAAUAGUUCACACUUUUAGUCCUCACUAAUAUUACGGUGAAAUUUGAAAAAUUUAACAAGGGCAUAAUGGUCAUUUUGGCUUAAGGAAAGAAUGGGGUGUAACAUUUCCUCCACCCUUAUAAAAAUUUCGUCCCCGAAAUUUGCUCGGAAAUCAUCCUUCUAUCAAUACCCUUCGUAUACUUCCUUUGCAAGAUCAUUUACUCUUACCAUAACAACUUCGUUGGUACCCUUUGCUCAAAUAAGUUUCCUUAGCUUGUAGCACUCGUGUAACCAUGAGUGCCUCACUGCCCUUUUACUACUCAGCUUGAUCCAUACGUGGUGAAACAAAAUGCUAAUUUGGCUUGUCAUGUUGAUCCAAUUCUCCUGGUAGUUGAUGUUGAACCUAAAUCCAAAAUCGAGACAUCACAGGCUGUUAACGGGAGAUUUCAACGCCAUUUUGUCCCUGUCAGAGCAAUCUGGGCGGCCGACCUCUCUAAGAAUUCUCAGACGCUGCAAACGCUUUGGGGAGUUGCUCAACGAGGCUGAGUUAGUGGAUCUAGGCUACUCGGGUCCAAAUUACACUUGGUCUUGAGGCAACCAAACUCAGAGUUUCAAGGCUAGCAGGAUCGAUAGAAGUCUCUACAAUCUUGAUUGGAAUGAUUCCUUCCCCGACACUACUGUGAUGCACCUACCCCGGAUAUGCUCUGACCACAACCCGAUUCUGACCACCGUGCCGAGUCAGGGAGGUUCUUUUCCUUCUCCUAAACGUUUUAAGUUUGAAGCAGCUUGGCUCACUCACCCAAAUUUCCAUGAUUUUUCAGUUUAGAAAUGGAACUCAUAUGAUGAUUUGUCUAUGGCCUUGCAGGACAUUCAGACAAGCUAAAAUUGUGGAACUCUUCGGUUUUUGGUAAUGUUUUUCAGCAAAAGAAGAGACUUUUGGCCAGAAUUGAAGGGGUGGAGCGUAAGCUUGCCGAUUCUUUUCAUCCAGCCUUGGCCAAGCUACACGCCAAACUUGAAACAGAACUUGAUAAACCGUGGAACAGGAGGAGAUUUAUUGGUUCCAACGAGCUCAGGAGAGUUGGAUGAAGUUCGGCGAAAGAAAUACUACUUAUUUUCACCAAAUUGCAAAUAUCAGGCGUCGUAGGAAAAAGAUUGAGUGCUUACGAGAUAAGCAAGAGCUUGGUGCUCUUAUUUUUUGCUUUUUUCUGACAUUUACUUGCAGGAUUCUUCGCAAUAUACAGAUCAGAUGCCUAAAGGAGCUUUCCCUCGCCUUGAAUAGGAGGAUUGGCUACAACUGCUCCGUGUCUUUGCAAUCAGAGAUAUUCACCAAGCUUUUUUUGACAUGAAACCAUUCCAAGCUCUUGGUCCGGACGGUUUACAGGCGGUCUUUUAUCAGCAGACCUGGCGAGUGGUUUGGAAAGCGAUGACAGACAUGGCCCUGUCCUUCUUCGAGAAUGGGACAUUGCCGGCAGCCGCUACUGAGUCGACCCUAGUGCUCAUUCCCAAAGUGGAGAAGCCAGAGUUUGUGACCCAGCUACGACCCAUCUCAUUAAAUAAUGUCAUCCUGAAGGUUGUCACCAAAGAAAUGACGAGCAGAAUGAAGCCGAUCAUGAAGAAACUGAUCUCUCCUAGGCAAAUAAGUUUCAUCCCCGGCGACAAACUUCAGAUAAUAUCCUUGUUAUCUAGGAAGUCCUUCAUUCACUGCGGAAGUUGCAGGGAAAGAGGGGUUACAUGGUGGUCAAGAUCGAUUUGGAGAAAGCCCAUGACAGACUCCGGUGGGAUUUCUUGCGGGACGCCCUGAUCAAAAUUGGUCUUCCUAGCUUGUGGAUUCGGUGUAUCAUGUAUUGUGUGGAGCAUAACCGGAUGCGUAGCCUGUGGAAUGGGGAACUCUCUCAGCCCAUUACCCCACCUAUGAACAGAACAUGCAGAAUAUCUAUUUCUUUUGAUCUUAUUGCUUGCUAUGAUGUUUAAAGCUCGGUGGAUUUCCUGCGUCAUUUCUCCUCUUUCUGUUAUUAGGUUUCAACUUCAAUGAGUUUCUAUCUUCAUAUAAGGUUCAUCGACUUGAACUGGUAUGCUAUUAUAUCCUUUCCCAUUUAUCUAAGUUUGAUGUUUAUGAAUGAUUUGUAAAUAUAGGAAAUGAAUUUGAAUGAUGGUUUAAGUACUAUAUUUGUUUGAAAGCAAAGGAGAUGUUUGUGUAGAACAGGGGCAGUUGUACUUUCCUAUUUUUGUUCCUUGCUUUGCUAUUGAAAUAAUAAAAUAAAAUCAAAAUUAGAAAAAAGGUUUUUUUUCAAUUACAAUAUUUCCGCUCAUGUUUGAUUUUGUCAUAACUAAUGUUCUCCGCGACCAUAAUUUUCCUCAUUAAUUUUUAUUCUUAUGGUCCAACUCACUAAUCAAAUUUUGAUAUUGUUUUAGAAUUAGUUAGAAAUAGAGCUUUCAUUCAACACUCUUGGAUUUUGGGGGUGUUGAACUUGGAGUAGAAGAGUUGGACUUGAGUUUGAGAAUGGAAGUGGUGGGGUAAGAAAAAAUCAACUGCAUCAGGUUAAGGCAGAGAAGAGGGGAGUUGAUGAGGGUAGUGAUCGAAUUGAUGAGGGUAUUGAAAGACGCAGAAGCAAAACUGGAGUAGUUGAAGAGAGAGAAGUGAGAGAUGAAGAGGAUAUUAAUGAAAAUGGAGAGGGUAUUGAAGGGCAUGGAAGUGUACUAAAGUAGGAAAAGGCGGACAAGGGGGGAGAUGAGCAUAUUGAUGGAAUUGGAGAUGAGUUUUGGUUUUAGCGAACUUAUUACAAUUUCCCCUGAGGAAGAUGAGUUGGCAAAACACAGGAAGAGGAUUGAGGAGUUGAAGAGCGAGUUGACAAGAACCCCAAUUGGAAGAGAAAUUGGGGGUAGCAAAGAGAAGAUCCAUCAAAUUAGCAGUAUUGGAGUUGCAGAAGGAGGAUUAGAAAGUGAAUGUUUGGUUGAAACAUAUGCUUCUUGAGGUUGAAGAUAGAGUAGAAAAAAAUUUGGUCGUUCAAUGGAGAGUGGUGGCUAUUGGAUCUUUAGGUUUAUGGUUUCUACAGCUACAACAACAUAUUUCUAUCUUAAAACGAGGAAUCAUUUAUUGAUUUAAUGAAGUAUGUCGAUUCUUUAUUCAGCCUACUUCAACUGAUAGAUAAGGAGUGUCUAAUUUUGCAUCUUAUUACUUUGAUCGAGUCUAUUAGUAUAUUGGAGGUAACCCAAUUUUGUCGUUUGCUCUCAAGUUUUGAUAGUCCCCUCUUAGCUAAGUUGUUAGUAUAUAGUUGACUUGAACCUACAACACUCAAUUUCUUUUUGAUUAGUGGCAUAUUGCCCCCAAAACGAGAGCAUUGAACCAUUUAUGUUGGAUUGUGAGGUUUUAGAUUCAGUUUCAAACUAUAGAUGGGUCGUGUGGGAAUUUCAGUGAGCUUUUAUACUCUAUCUUUCUUAACAAUCAACUAACUAAUAACAUUUUAACAGAGCUUAAUUAUCAUUAUGAAAAUGGGAUCAAUAAUACAUUUUUAUAUUUUAUAUUCUUAAAUGAUGAUGAUAUUUCUCUGAAUUUCGACCUAUAUAUUCUUUCUUUAUGUAUCAUCUCGAUCGAAAGAUUGUCAAUAAAAUUAAACAGGUUGA